CUUCGAAAGGCAGGAACUGACUGUGACAGCAAGUUAAGUUCGGACUACCUGCGUAUAAUCCAAAUGUAACUUGCAUGCUACCGCUUUCGCUUUGGAAUAAGGUAUUCACCGCUACUGCUGCGGCAGCCGCGAGCAGUGUCGGUUGGUGGAUGUUGGAUUGCCCGCCAUCGCUGUACAUCUAUGACAAGUUUCGGACUCUUUCUUCGCGACCAGGUCGCGAAGGUUCCUUUCACGACAAGAAUGUGUGGAUAGUGGGGGCUAGUAGUGGUAUUGGACGUGAGCUCUGCUUUCAGUUGGCGGCCUCGGGCUGCACCAACGUCAUUGUAUCGAGUCGCUCUACCGACAAACUGGAACGAGUGGCGUCGGAAACUAUCCGUCGGUAUCCCCGCACGACCUGUCACGUACUGCCCUUGGAUGUGUGCGAUGAUACGCAACUACAACAGUGCGUACAAAUCUUGCCGUGUCCGGUCGAUUUAGUAAUUUUAAACGCCGGUAGUGGACACCUGUCGCCGGCUCUGGAAACGUCUCCCCGUACGGUCCGCAACAUGCUCGAACAAAACGUCGUUUGGCCCAUGAUUUUGAUUCCUUUGUUACUCCACAGUGACUUUGGAGUCUUCCGGACUUCAUCUUCACAAAUAUUCCCACGUAUUGCCGUAACGAGCAGCGUUGGUGCCGUUCUACCGUUGCCGUUAUCGUCCGCCUACGCCGCUUCCAAAGCCGCCUUGAACCGCUAUCUCGGCUCACUGCGAGCCGAACGACCCGAUAUUCGUAUCGACAUUUGGUGUCCUGGUCCUGUGGAUACCGACUUUCACGGAUCCCAAUCAGCGGCAAACGUUGCAACGCUUACAAAAGGAACCUUGGCCGACGAAUCGGUGUCAUCGGCAUCCGUCUCCCGGUCCCGGCUGAAAAUGCCAGUGGCUCGGUGCGUGUCACUGAUGCUGUCGAGUUUGUUGCAAACUUCUCGACGCGAAGUUUGGAUCGUUCCACAACCAACCUUGACCGUCUUGUACUUGCAGGGAUUGUUUCCCGGUCUCGUGGAUUGGAUGCUCUCCCUGAUCGGUCCGAAGCGCGUUGCCCUGUGGCGCGCCGGUCUCGAUUUGUACGAUCCCGCUUCGUGGACCGGAAGAAGACCGACAGCGUCACUGGGCACCUCCUCACAAAACAAAAACGAAAAUAACGAGAGUGAUUCCACAACAAGGUAG
This is a messenger RNA of Phaeodactylum tricornutum CCAP 1055/1, 1202 nucleotides long. RefSeq lists its product with no specific name. Bases 75 to 1202 code for a protein of 375 amino acids. Lineage: Eukaryota; Bacillariophyta; Bacillariophyceae; Surirellales; Neidiaceae. The record is from RefSeq and is a predicted model, not a curated record. The transcript has a single exon. Gene Ontology annotation, molecular function: oxidoreductase activity.